Messenger RNA from Strongylus vulgaris, 693 nucleotides. Lineage: Eukaryota; Metazoa; Nematoda; Chromadorea; Rhabditida; Strongylidae. The record is from the annotation of a GenBank genome assembly.
AUGUUCGCGGACAAAUCGAUAAUCGCUAAUUUUCAGUCUUACGCCUACACUGUCGAUCUGAGCAAAAAGGAACACAUCUACAGCACUGCGGAAAAAGUGAAAUCAGAUGUGGGCAAAGUAGACAUAGUCAUCAACAAUGCCGGCGUUGUCACAGGCAAGAAAAUCUUCGAUUGCCCCGACAAUCUUAUGGAGCUCACCAUGGCUGUGAACACACAUUCUCUUUUCUACACAACUAAAGCGUUUGUGCCAACAAUGCUGGAAACCAAUCAUGGUCAUGUCGUAACAGUUGCCUCAAUGGCUGGCAAAGUUGGCGUUUGUGGGCUCGUUGACUAUUGUGCUUCGAAACAUGGAGCUGUCGGUUUUCAUGAGUCGCUGACAGCUGAACUGGAUGCUCUUGGCAAAGAUGGAGUCAAGACGACGGUUAUCUGCCCAUACUACAUUGAUACAGGAAUGUUCGAUGGAGUUGAGACUAAAUCACCUACGCUCUUUCCCGUUCUGCAACCACAAUACGUCGUCGACUGCAUUAUGGAAGCUGUUCUUACUAACAAAGAAAUGAUCGCAAUGCCUCGAUUUAACUACUUCGUAAUGUUCGCCAUGGGUUUUCUGCCGACAGACGUCUUACAUCUCAUCAGAGACUACCUAGGUGGUAAUUCGAUGAUGGAUCACUUUACUGGACGUGUGAAAAAUGACUAA